This is a messenger RNA of Pungitius pungitius (ninespine stickleback), 2148 nucleotides long. Its product is annotated as E3 ubiquitin-protein ligase TRIM63-like. NCBI's taxonomy places the organism in Eukaryota, Metazoa, Chordata, Actinopteri, Perciformes, Gasterosteidae. Gene Ontology annotation, cellular component: cytoplasm. The transcript has 2 exons. Bases 678 to 1685 code for a protein of 335 amino acids. Gene Ontology annotation, biological process: protein ubiquitination. The record is from RefSeq and is a predicted model, not a curated record. Gene Ontology annotation, molecular function: zinc ion binding; ubiquitin protein ligase activity.
CAGGAGAGACCAGAAGAAAGCAGGAGAUACCAGGAGAGACCCGGAGAGACCAGAAGAAAGCAGGAGAUACCAGGAGAGACCCGGAGAGACCAGAAGAAAGCAGGAGAUACCAGGAGAGACCCGGAGAGACCAGAAGAAAGCAGGAGAUACCAGGAGAGACCCGGAGAGACCAGAAGAAAGCAGGAGAUACCAGGAGAGACCCGGAGAGACCAGAAGAAAGCAGGAGAGACCCGGAGAGACCAGGAGAAAGCAGGAGAGACCCAGAGAGACCAGAAGAAAGCAGGAGAGACCCAGAGAGACCAGAAGAAAGCAGGAGAGACCCAGAGAGACCAGAAGAAAGCAGGAGAGACCCGGAGAGACCAGGAGAAAGCAGGAGAGACCCGGAGAGACCAGGAGAAAGCAGGAGAGACCCGGAGAGACCAGGAGAAAGCAGGAGAGACCCGGAGAGACCAGGAGAAAGCAGGAGAGACCCGGAGAGACCCGGAGAAAGCAGGAGAUACCCAGAGAGACCAGAAGAAAGCAGGAGAGACCCGGAGAGACCAGAAGAAAGCAGGAGAUACCCAGAGAGACCAGAAGAAAGCAGGAGAUACCAGGAGAGACCAGGAGAAAGCAGGAGAUACCCAGAGAGACCAGGAGAAAGCAGGAGAGACCAGGAGAGACCCCACAGAAAAAGAUCCAUGGACAUCCAGACAGGUCAGGUGGUGCGCGGCCUUGGCGCAAUGGAGAGCCUGGAGACGCAGCUCAGCUGCCCCAUCUGCCUGGAGAUGUUCACCAAGCCCGUGGUCAUCCUGCCCUGCCAGCACAACCUGUGCCGCGGCUGCGCCAACGACCUCUACGAGUCCAAAAACCUCUACCGCUACUCCGGCGGCACCUUCCGCUGCCCCACCUGCCGCUUCGAGGUGGUGCUGGACCGGCACGGCGUGCACGGCCUGCAGAGGAACCUGCUGGUGGAGAACAUUAUCGACAUGUACAAGCAGCAGCGGGAGAGCCAAGGCGGCGAGGGCGGUGAGGACCCGCCCCCCAAGGACCGGGACGCCAAAGAGCCAAUGUGCGACGAGCACGAGGACGAGCGCAUCAACAUCUACUGCGUCACCUGCAGCACGCCCACCUGCUCCAUGUGCAAGGUGUUCGGCCAGCACAAGGACUGCGAGGUGUCGCCGCUGCACGCCAUCUACCAGGCGCAGAAGAGCGAGCUUCGCGCCGCCGUGGAGCAGCUUGCCGCGGCGGAUGCCCAAGUGGCGGCGGCAGCGGUGGCGGCGGAUGAGGCCUGCGAGCGCAUCCGGGAGAGCGGCGAUCUGCAGCGGCGCCGGCUCGGCGAGAGCUUCGACCUUCUGUUCGCCACGCUGGAGCAGCGCAAAGGUCAGCUGGUGGAGCGGGUGGGCGAGGCGGAGCGGAGCAAGGUGACCUCGCUCAAAAGCCUCGCCGAGCGCUACCGGCUGCAGCUGCAGGCCGGAGGCCGGCUGCGCGAGAAGCUGGAGGAGAACCUGAGGUCCAGCAGCGCCGCCGAGUUCCUGCUGGCAGCCGGACGGCUGCGGGAGGAGGCCCGGGAGGCCGUGGGGGGGGGGCAGCCGCAGGGCCCGGAACCGGGCUACGAGAGCAUGGAGCACCUGAGCGUGGACACCCAGGAGGCGGAGCUUCUGCUCGCUGGCUUGGACUUCAGGACGGCAGGCGUGGAGGACCAGUAGGAGAAGGAUUUUUCAGAAUGGAGGAAGACCAGUAAAAAGGACUGUUUAUGAUGGAACUGGACCAGUAAGAAGGACAGUUUAUGAUGGAACUGGACCAGUAAAAAGGACAGUUUAUGAUGGAACUGGACCAGUAAGAAGGACAGUUUAUGAUGGAACUGGACCAGUAAAAAGGACUGGCUAUGAGGGAACUGGACCAGUAAGAAGGACUGGCUAUGAUGGAACUGGACCAGUAAGAAGGACUGGCUAUGAUGGAACUGGACCAGUAAGAAGGACUGGCUAUGAUGGAACUGGACCAGUAAGAAGGACUGGUUCAGGUAACUUCAGGUACUCGAGGAGUCGUGCAAUCGUUCAGGAACGUUUUUGUACUCGACUUUUUAUACUUUUCUAUUUUGUCUUGAUUGUGGAAGCUUCAUAUUCUCAGUGUGUCUCUCAAAGUGUGAAUAAAGUUUUAUUUGAGCGGUGA